This is a messenger RNA of Hemibagrus wyckioides, 3259 nucleotides long. RefSeq names its product ras-related protein Rab-3C-like. The record is from RefSeq and is a predicted model, not a curated record. The transcript is spliced from 5 exons. The coding region runs from base 137 to 808 and encodes 223 amino acids. Gene Ontology annotation, biological process: regulation of exocytosis; protein secretion; protein localization to plasma membrane. Gene Ontology annotation, molecular function: GTP binding; GTPase activity. Gene Ontology annotation, cellular component: synaptic vesicle; endosome; plasma membrane. Lineage: Eukaryota; Metazoa; Chordata; Actinopteri; Siluriformes; Bagridae.
GCUCGCCUGUGCGCGUUCUCUCGAGCCUGUAGGAGGUGGAGGAGAGCGCGAGCGCGGCCGCUCCUCACAGGGCUCACAUCUCCGGCAGGCAUCCCUCCUCAUCCGUUCAACCCCUGUACCAAAAUACACUGUAGCAAUGCGGCAGGACGGAUCCAUGCAGAUGGCUGCGCCACAGAAAGAGAACGCCGAUCAGAACUUUGACUACAUGUUCAAACUGCUGAUCAUUGGAAACAGCAGCGUGGGCAAAACAUCGUUCCUCUUCCGCUACGCUGACGACUCGUUUACGUCGGCAUUCGUCAGCACGGUUGGCAUCGAUUUCAAAGUCAAGACCGUGUAUAAGAAUGACAAGAGAAUCAAGCUGCAGAUCUGGGAUACAGCAGGACAGGAGCGCUAUAGGACCAUCACAACAGCCUACUACCGUGGAGCCAUGGGCUUCAUCCUCAUGUAUGACAUUACCAAUGAGGAGUCAUUCGGAGCAGUGCAGGACUGGUCAACCCAGAUAAAGACUUACUCCUGGGACAAUGCACAAGUCAUCCUGGCUGGUAAUAAGUGUGAUAUGGAGGAGGAGAGAGUUGUGUCUGUGGAGAGUGGCAGACUGCUGGCCGAACAGCUCGGCUUCGAGUUCUUCGAGACAAGCGCAAAGGAUAACAUCAACGUGAAGCAAACAUUCGAGCGCCUUGUUGAUAUUAUCUGUGACAAAAUGUCCGAGAGCCUAGAGACUGAUCCUGCGGUUACCACGGGAACGCAGGGCAACGCCAGGCUAACAGACAACCCGCCACCAUUACAACAACCCAACUGUGCAUGUUAGUGCAUAAGAGUCCUGUGUGUACCUCUGUGUGUGUGCGCGCGUGUGUGUGUGUGUGUGUGUGUGUGUGUGCGUGCGUGUGUGUGUGUUUCCAAUACAUGGGCUUCUAUAGGUCGAGGCAUAAAACCUUUAACAUUGCAGCUCCUGGAUAGAGCAAGCUGAAUCUCAUUGUUCAGAGACAGCAUGUUGAGGGUCAUGUGACACUCAGCUCAACGCUCCUCCCAACAUCCCAGAUUGCAAUAGAAUGAAACUCAUUUAUGAAAAAAGGUGAGGAAAAGGGGGUUGAAAUGCCUCAACACUUUAGUGACAGAAAGCUCUGUAUAUAUUAGCAUUAGCAAUCCAGUUAGCAUUAAAGCUCAUUGUGCAUCAGUCCUGAGCCUCUACUAGACCUGGAUCUGACUGUCGACCUACACUGUUCAUAACGAGUUCAGUGUGAAGCCUGCUGCAGCGUAGUGCUAAAGCUGCUCAGAUCACCACAUCUGAAACACUACCAUGUAUAUUACCAUGGUGUAUAUAUAUUAGCUUUACUAAUAAAGUGUCGGGUAAAAAGUAGUGAUGCUUAGGAAAAAAUCUCUAAUAAAAUAAUUUAAAAACAGCGGAUUAAAUUCUAUUUUUUAUUAGUUAGCUGCAAAAUUAAAUGAUUAAACUUAAUAGAAGAUGAGGGAAAAGCAAGCCUGUAGUACAGAUUUAGAUUUUAGUGUCCAAUCAGGACUCGUGUUAUAAAAGAACUGUUGAUUAAUGAAAUAUCUGAAGAAAAAAAUGUAUGGUGUUGUAAUUUAAUUAAAAUAUAUCAGAAUUCUUCUGCCAGAAAAGCUGCAUCUUUGUUGUGGUAGCUCCUCACAACUAUUGUACACACUUCUAGUUGUUUAGAAUUGCAUUGCAGCUUUAGGAGCACAUAACCUGAGUCAUAUAAAAUCAGGUGUGGAGCAGAGCUCUAAAAAAACAACACAACCUUAGUGCUUUAGCGAUGUACCUUCCUCCUGUAACCUGUUUAUUCAGUGCUUUUCCCCAGACAUUCUGCUAUAAGACUUUUGAGUGUUCAUCUAUUGACGCAGACACUUGGAGCAGGAAGUGGUGCCUUGUAUCAUUUCCCAGCUCUCCUCCCAUCUUAUUUCAUCCUUCUAUCAUGAGUGGCUUGUUUUUUUUAGUUUUUUUUUUAACAUAUAAAAUAAUUGGAUUCUGCAAAAGCAAGUCUCAUUGAAAACUGAGCUGUGUGAAAGAGCAGGAAGCUAUUUCCACACAGUCACUCAUACAAUCAAUAUUUCAUGCAGCAAAUUUUCAGAAUUAUAAAUAACAGUAUGACAUUUCUUCCGCUUGUAAUUCUCCAAAUAUUUCAGUUCCCAUUGAUUGCGUGUGGUCCAGCAUCGUCCUGCACUUCCUCUCUUUAUAGAACCAUCUGAUGAAUAGAAACGUAGCCCUGGUGUUAGAUUUGUGUUGAAUAUGCUUUGAGUCUCCUGUCAUUUGUGAGUGUGUGAUGUGAACUAAUAGAAAAAUGCAGCAAAUCAGUUCUAUUUAUUGUAUCUGAAGCGAGUAGGCCAGUGUGUGUAAUGUUAAACAGUCCUUAUGCACCACUGAUGUGGAAUCAGUGCAGCUGUUUUUCUGCAGCGUUUAGCAUUACACUUGCAUGAAAUUGUGACAUCUAUAUUUAGAGAUUGGUAUCUUAUAGUCGUUUAAAUUCUGCAUCCUGCACACAUGUGGGCUGCAAUGGGCCAGUAAGUGCAAUAUUUUAAAUCCUGUUUCCUGUACAUACUGUAGAUGUGUAAUCUGAGGAAUGUGUAUAUCUGUGUGUGUGUGUUAGAAAGAGAGAGAAAUAAUUCAUGCAUAUAAAAUCUAUUUGAAUGAGAAAUCAGUGUGAAUCAUACUGUGUGUGUGUGUGUGUUAGGAUAAAGCUUGAAUGUUGAAAUGGGAAAUGCUGUUUUUAGACACUCCACUCCCACUCAUUCACCAUCUUUUUCAUACUGAUGUGUUCACUGAAAAUAGGAGAGUAAUAAGUGUGUGUGUGCGCGCAUUUGAAAUGAAACACUAGUUUCUUGCCUAAGCAAGUGGUAAUAUGUGUAUGUGUACAUCCCUGUGAGAGCCGGAGCAUGUUUGAUGUCAUUGUACUGACAGUAGAAGAUUCUUCAUUUGCAAAUGAGCCAGUUUAACCAAGAUUAGACUCUAGUAGGAUGAAUGUUAAUGGAUUUUUUUAUUACUCAAGCCCUAUAAGAGACAAAUGAAUUAUGGACUGAUGAUGAUAAUGAUGAUGAUUGUUAUUUGAUUGAAAAACAAUUCAUUGUCUACAGAAAUCAAACCCAUCAUGACAUGACAUUUGAUUUUGCCGUGCUGUGUGUAGGAAUUCCUGUUAAACUGGUUGUUUUGUUUAUAUGUGAUGAGUGUAUGACCAAAUGUUACUGUUGAAAAUACAGAUAAACCUACAGACUGUAUUCAUACUUAAAUAAAGUUAUUAAUGAAGCA